This is a messenger RNA of Bipolaris zeicola 26-R-13, 228 nucleotides long. RefSeq lists its product as uncharacterized. The transcript has a single exon. The record is from RefSeq and is a predicted model, not a curated record. NCBI's taxonomy places the organism in Eukaryota, Fungi, Ascomycota, Dothideomycetes, Pleosporales, Pleosporaceae. The annotation marks the transcript as partial.
UGCACGAGUCACGAACCUCACUGCAGAUCUUGCUGGGUUUCUGAGGUUACUUCCGAGUGCCUCCGCGGCAUUAACAAGAGUGGUGUGGUUCAUCCCCAGAAGCUCUACGGCUACGUGCAUUCGUCUAAUCUUGCCAAGGUAACAGAACGAUCUGGGACGAGCAAGUAUCACAACAAAUGCCUGUAUUUCUGUUGCCUUUGUAGCACAGCAGGAUACGACAUACUGUGA